Messenger RNA from Ipomoea nil (Japanese morning glory), 1273 nucleotides. Its product is annotated as protein PALE CRESS, chloroplastic. Lineage: Eukaryota; Viridiplantae; Streptophyta; Magnoliopsida; Solanales; Convolvulaceae. Bases 104 to 1135 code for a protein of 343 amino acids. Gene Ontology annotation, cellular component: chloroplast; amyloplast; etioplast. The transcript has 8 exons. Gene Ontology annotation, biological process: cellular response to light stimulus; chloroplast organization; leaf morphogenesis. The record is from RefSeq and is a predicted model, not a curated record.
GGAUUCUAGUUUAUUCGGAUUUUCGUAAAUCUUGCCAAGCCCUAGGAGGGAGGGUUUAAGAAAUAAGAAGAGUGCGAGUGUUGGAGUGUGUUGUACCCCAGAAAUGGAGUCAAAGGCCCUGCGGAUAACAUGCCUUCUUCCUCUUCUUCCCACACCCCGCUACCCGCCUCCGUCCUUAAAACUUUCGCUAUCAUUUUUUAACUCAAUUCCUCUAAGAAUCAAGUCUCUCCCCGUCGCAGCUCCGAAAAGAUGCAAGACAACCCAAGAACAAGACCUUUAUGAUGGGAUUCCCCCAGAGUUCUUUGAUGAUGAUGAUGGCGAUGGGCUUCCCCCGGAGUUCUAUGAUGAUGAAUGGCAAGCCAAGCAAAGGGAGAAGACCAAAGAGUUUCACAGAUUGCGUCAACAGGAAGAUGAAGAGGAGGAAAAGAAGGUUGAUGAGUAUCGGGAAAUCGCUAUGCGGUUGAAAGAUUAUCCUAUAGAAGAGCUUUGCAAGGCCAGGAAAUUGGUAUCUAGCUUUAUUAGAUCAGCUGAAGAAGUUGAAGAGAAAAUUGAGGAAGCUGCUGAAAAAGGUGAACUAACUGAACUUGUCCUGAUGGUAAUAUGGAAUCGCCUCGAUCUCGCCAAGCGUGAUGAUGAGAAGGAUGCAGUUCGAAGUCUUGAUCUCUUAUAUAGGCGGGUUGAGGUUUGCUCCAAAAACUUCUGUAAUGAUUGCACAGUUCAUAUGGAAAUUUUGAAACGUGAGGCUACUCCGGCCAUGAGACUGCUCAAUGAUCUUCUGAAUAUGUAUGAUGGAUUCGACGAUGAAGGGUGGCUCAAGAAAUGUAAAAAAACUAUGGUCGAAACAUUUCCACGGGAGGAUCCAUUCAGUAUUCUUGUACCCGCAGGAUUUGACAUGGAGAAGCACGAAGGCCCAGUGAGACCAAAUCUAGAAGCCGACGAUGUACUUCUAAGAGUGGAUUUCGUGAGAGAGGUAGAUGCGCUGCUACAGGAGGUUCGAGGGGAAGAAAUAGAAGCGGUAAAUGCGCAAUGGCUUGAUGCUGAAUCGGUUGCGGUUAGGUUGAAGAAACAGGAGAAGCAAAGAGCCAUUAACCAAGUGGAAGCUAUUUUAGAUGUGGCCAUUAAUUUGAAGUGGUAGUGAAUCAGAAGAAACCACAACCUGCCUUCUUCCCCUCCAUGCUUAGGCUGCUUAAUCUGUGUAUAUUGAAAGGGAUGUUUAUUUUUCAGUUUCAACAGAUUGAAUUGAAAAUGUAGAAAAAUGUCUCAACUUUUAGUA